Molecule: messenger RNA, 4337 nt
Organism: Chelmon rostratus (copperband butterflyfish)
Lineage: Eukaryota; Metazoa; Chordata; Actinopteri; Chaetodontiformes; Chaetodontidae
Product: protein jagged-1b
Exons: 14
Coding region: 648-2906 (752 amino acids)
Biological process (GO): Notch signaling pathway; multicellular organism development; cell communication
Cellular component (GO): membrane
Molecular function (GO): calcium ion binding
Source: RefSeq, a predicted model, not a curated record
UAUCGGGUUUACAUGAGACCAACCAGCCGCUUGGAUGAGAAGAGCGCAAAGUGAAAUCAUUCCGCUGGAAAGACGCAACUUCGGCGGCUGCUUCGCGAACACAUUAAUCGCGAAAAAGGAUCAAUUUAGAUGUUUUUGAAUUGUUGUUUUUUUGUUUUGUUUUGUUUUUUGUUCGUGGAUCGGGCUUAAGGAGAGAGAAGAAGAAGAACGAGAGUGUGUCAGCUAAUUGGGAUGAGAGUUCAAGUCAAGCGAGCCAGCAGAUUGGACCUUUAAAGCCUCUUAACGCAGGUGGUGGGAGGAAUACGGCGCAAGGGGACUGUGUUUAUGUGCCGUGCAUGUGCGUGUUUCCGUGCAUGUGUCGAUCCCAGUGGAAAUCCACCCUGGGAACAGCGGCAAGGGGGCGAUCAGGUGUGUGUGCGCGCGCGUGUGGGUGUGGGUGGGGGAUAAAUCCAAGCGGAGACAGAGGUAGUUAUGGUUUCUCUGACCUGGACGCGAUGAAGUGGCUCUGCGGGAGUUCCAGGGUUUAAGACCGGAGAGGAGGAGAGCUGGGCGGACGGAGGGACACAGCGAGGGAGGAGGAGGAGGAGGAGGGGGACACCACGCACCGCCAAAGCGCACAACACGGUCCCCAAUCCCUUGACGCAGGGAUGGAGAGCACAAGAGCGCACAGGGUAACUCGGCUCGGUCCCCCAAACGGCAGCGGAAAGAUCACCGGGCAGCCAGGCAUGAAGAGUGAGCGACACCGGGGACACCUCCACCUGCAGCGGACUUUGAUUUUUCUCGUCGCGCUCACGAUACAACCGCAGGCUGUGUGUGCUGUCGGGAUGUUCGAGCUGCAGAUCCGUCACUUCCAGAACCCGCACGGACUUCUGCAGACCGGAGACUGUUGCGACCUCCAGGCCAGCGGGGGGCAGCGCUGCUCAGCAAGGGACCAAUGUGACACUUUCUUCCAAGCCUGCCUCAAGGAGUACCAGGCCCGGGUCGUCCCAACUGGAGCCUGCACCUUUGGGUCGGGCACCACAGGGAUCCUGGGUGGAAACUCCCAGUCGCUCCGCCACCGAGGACAUGAUGGAGGAGGAGGAGGAGGAGAGGAUGGGACUAAUGGACACAUUGUCAUUCCCUUCAAAUACGCUUGGCCAAAGUCCUUCUCUCUGGUGUUGGAGGCUCUCGACUAUGACAACGACACAUCAGAAUCAGGAGAGUUGAUUGAGCGAGUCCUCCUCUCCUCCAUGUUGAACCCUGGUGAACAGUGGCAGACGUACCGUCACCACGGGCGGACUCUCAGCCUGGAGUACCGGCUUCGUUUCCGCUGUGAUUCAAACUACUACGGACCUUUCUGCAACAAGUUCUGCAGGGCCCGCGAUGACUUCUUUGGCCACUUCAACUGUGACCCCAGCGGUGCCAAGGUCUGCAUGGAGGGCUGGACGGGACCAGAGUGUAAAGAAGCCGUGUGCAAGCAGGGUUGUCAUCAGGUCCAUGGCUCGUGCACUGUACCUGGAGAAUGCAAGUGUCAUUAUGGCUGGAAAGGCCCUCUGUGUGACCAGUGUGUGACAUUCCCCGGCUGUGUGUAUGGAAGCUGCACCGAACCCUGGCAGUGUGUGUGUGACGUCAACUGGGGAGGACUGCUGUGUGACAAAGAUCUGAACUACUGUGGCACUCACCAGCCCUGUAAGAAUGGAGGGACCUGCACCAACACAGAGCCAAACGAGUACCAGUGUGAGUGCCAGGAAGGUUUCAGAGGACGCAACUGUGACAUCGUGGAACAUGCAUGCUUGUCGUCCCCAUGUAUGAACGGAGCCACUUGUGUGGAAGACCCAACGGGCUUCAGCUGCAUCUGUACUGACGGCUGGACGGGACACACCUGUGCCGAUGUGGUGAGGCAGUGCGAUCGGAUCCCUUGUGGACGUGGAGCAACGUGUCAGGAGGCUCCUGGAGGUUACCGGUGCCUCUGCCCACCUGGAUGGAUGGGGAGGACCUGUCAGCUGGACACCAACGAGUGUGAAAUGAGUAUAUGUGUCCACGCCCGCUCUUGCCGUAACCUGAUCGGAGGAUACCUGUGUGACUGCCUCCCUGGGUGGACAGGGCCUAACUGUGACAUCAGGAACAGCAGCUGUCAGGGUUUGUGUUUGAACGGCGGAUAUUGUGAGGACCAGGUGUCAGGGUCCAGAUGCUUGUGUCGCCCUGGUUUCUCAGGGAAAUAUUGCCAAAAUGGUCCAAGCCCCUGUGACAGCGCCCCCUGUCUGCAUGGAGGACAGUGUGUGGAGAUGGAUGGAAGAACCAUUACCUGCAACUGUCCCAUGGGAUAUUCAGGAAUCUUCUGUGAGAUAGUGCUGGAUCUGUGCAAUCCCAAUCCUUGCCAGCAGGGGGCACCCUGCCACAGCACAGAGGGCAGAUACGUGUGUGCCUGCCCUGAGGGUUACUAUGGUAAUGAGUGCAUGAGCCUCAAAAAUGCCUGCAUUGGGCAGCAUUGUCCAGGUGCCAUGUCUGACAUGACGCAGGGGGGUGUCAGCUUCUACAUUAUCCUGGUGGGCAUCUUAGCUCUAGUGACGGUCUGUGGCUGCACAGCCUGCGCCUUCAUCCUCUCCCACCUCCAUCGAAAGCGGAAAAAGCAGCAGGCCGUCCCACAGGAAGAAGGCAUCAACAACCAGAGGGAGUUCGUCAACCUCAUUAGAAACGUAGACCGUCCCGUGCCUCUCCUGCCCCCCACCGCCGCACACCCUCCAGCCCCCGCCCCUGUCUCACGUUGCUACGAGGAGAUUGAACUGACCCUGCCGCCCUCCCCAGCACCUUCACACCCCUCACCGGCUCUAAAGCCAGCCCACGCCCCCAAACUGGACAUUUCAAACCGGGAGAGGGAGAAGUUGAACCGCUUCCACUACACAGACAACCAAGAACUGGAGGCCUGACCCUUGAAUUUUUUGGCCUCUGAGGAGAUUUUUAUUUUAUUUUGCGUUUUUCGCACUCUGUCGCUCACAGGGACCUGUUUCCAGUUUCUUGCACUGGGUCCCUGUUGCAGUUUUGAAAAGGGGCUGAUCCUAUGACCUUUAUAUGCUCAGACAGCUAUCAGCAGACACCUGAGGAGCGAAGGCUGCUAAGUAAAAGGGUCAAAUUCUUACUGUGUUGACAUCUUUGACCUCAUUUUGACAACUAGGACCUAGGAGCAGCAGGCCCAUGAUGUUUGACUGAAAGAUUCAUUAGACUCUUGAUGUAAUCUGGAGACUUGAGUGCCUGAGAUACUGUCAAGAGGAAACAGAUGAUCAUCCUCCGAAGGAGACUCGCGACCUGUUUCCUGGUCCACGACGCCAUCUGAUUGGUGUUCAGACCACCAUUUCUGUUUCAGACAGAGAGAUUAACGAAUGGAUGCUUAUUUAACACUCUGUGUGUUUCUGUGUCUGGCUGUAUGUAAGUGUGUGCAAGAGUGAAAUGGAGAAUGUAUAUUGUGAGUGAGCGUGGAGGAAAAGGAAGGACAGAAGCAGUUUACUUUAAGAAAAGAAAACAAAGUUGAUAUACUUGUCAAAGAGAGUGCAUACUCCUGCUCCAAAGGCUUUUAAGCCUUUUGGAAAUUGUUUUAAAACUAUACACUGUUGCCUGUAUUGUCUCUGUAAUAUUACAGUAUGUCAAAGGUGUAUGAUUUUUUUCAUACCUGCUUGUAAAAUAGCUUUUUUGUACAUGGAUAUACUGUACAUAUUGAUGCCCUUUUUGUACUGUGGUUUGGUCUGAAAGUAUCACUGUAUUACCUUGCUCUAUUUGUCCCAUUUCGCUUUCCAUUUGGAGCAACCAGCACAUGUGGAUUGUAAUAAAAGUGCAUUUACCAACUCCAUCUUAUUUUCUAUUGCCUAUAAUCACCAGGAGUGCUGCCACACAGAGAUCAUUAACUUUGGUUUUUGCAGAGAAUUAAGUGCUUCUUUCCCCUUCUGUAUGUGCAUACCAGCAUUUUGGAAACUAUUACAAGCUUUGUUUGUACUAUCAUUGUCAAAGGCCCUAUGGUAGGAUAUUUAAUGAUGGAGCACAUGGAUCACAGCCACUAUGACUAUGUCAGUAGGUCACUGAAUGCAUAAGGUCUCUCUUUCCCUCUCUCUCUCUCUCUGACAUACAUUCACAAACAAUGAUACCGACAGCGCCAGGAAAAUUGUCCCCACUCUACCUAGAAACCGGCAGUGUCAUUGUGAGAAAAUCGUCUGUUGUUGGAAAUUGGGUAAAUUUCAAGAGCAGGUGGCUUUUGAGGGAUAUCGCUUCCAGUUAAAACUCUCUGAGUACCCUCUCGUAAACCCUUCAUCAUAAAUCAAUUGUGAUUGUUUUGUUUUUUAAAAAAACAUUUCUAUUUGGGUGCAGUACUG